CAAUGCACGUUGAAUACACAAAGUCAAAAAUAGAUUAUCAAUAACAGUUGUCGAGUAGUGUAUUGGUGAAACGGUCUAUUAUUUUUGUGGUAGUGAUUUUACCGUUAGUAAUUAAUGGUUGUUGGAUUUAAAAAAUAAUAACUGUUAUAUAAGACACAUUUUGUUCUCUGAAUAAUAUUUUAUCGAAUAAAGUUCAGUUUAAAGGUAGGCCACGAUUUUCACGAGAAUGUCAGAACCGGAGCAUGUAGACAGUAGUUCUGAAGUACUUCUUAGAGGAGGAACCAAACCAAAUAAUUUAAAUAAUUUUUCAAACGGAAGAUCAACUGGUGCCAUGGAAAAAUAUUCGCUAGACUAUCAAAAUUUGGAAAUGGAAUGUAUAAGACUUCGGAAAUAUUUGUUUGGGUUGACUGCAGUGGUAGUCGCUGGAGGACUUAUUUUAGUGGUCACAAUAUCUGUACUUUUUGGAAAACUCAGUCAUGACUUAGUUCAUCAUUCACAUCAGCCAAAAGUGGGAGAACAAAUCGCAAAAAUUCUAGAAACAGAGGAAUUGUGUGUUCCUUGUGACAGUGUUAGACUAGGGCCUUCAGAAGACGAAGAUAGAAUGUUGGAUGCUUUUAUUCGCAGAAGUAAACCCACCGGUGAAGAAUGUUGUGUUGAAAAACCAAAACAACUCUUAGCUGUCUUGGAAUUGUUUAUUGAGAAGAGACUUCGAGAAGAAAUGGCUAGAGGAACAAUUCGACCAGCUCACCAAUCAACUCACUCGAAAAAUGUCACAUAUGCUGCACAUCUGAUGGGAUAUAAUCGUAGAAAUGAACAACCCGGAGUUCCUGGAAAUCAGUUUAGUAUUCCAAAGUGGAUCCACAGAGAAGACUUGGCAUUUACCAAUGGUGUAGACUACCGCAAUGGCCGACUAGUUGUUCCUGAGGAUGGAUUAUAUUACGUCUACUCCCAUGUAUCAUUUGCAGAAAAUUUUGGACACAGUAGUUCACUUGAUGCUAGAUCAAACUCAAACAGCCUUUCUCAUUAUCUUUAUAGAUAUAAUAUCAUAUACCGUAAUGGCGGAGAAGAACUUCUGCUAAUGAACUCGUUAACGAAAUGUUGGGACGAAAACAAGCAGUUCGGUGAAUAUUCCAGCUACUUGGGUGCUUUGUUCAAAUUAAGAAGAGGAGAUGAACUUUUUGUGAAAGUGUCAAAUCUGACAAUAAUUGCCACAAACCAUAAAAUUAAUACAUUCGGAUUUUUCCGAGUAGGAGACUUUCUUUAGAAGGGGGGGAAUCUAAAAAAAAAAAAGAAAAAAGGAUGAAUUCGUUUCAAAUUUUGCAUUUUAAGAUGUGUUCAUUAAAAUGGAUAAAUAUGAUUUUGAUGACAUCAAAUAUUUCCCCCCAAAAUGAGAUCUUUAAAAUGUAUGCCUAGGCGUCUGAGGCAGUAAAGGUAACUGCAUAAUUGGCAGUUUAUAAGGUGUAUACUCAUGAAAAAAUCAGUGCUAAAAUAUAAACAAAGGUAGAUAGUUAAUGGUCAGUUCGAAAACUGUAGAUAUUUGUAUAUUUCAGACAGUGUACAAAUGUACUUUCAGAGCUUGAGUUUUCCCAUGAAAUUCGUUUUGCUUGAUAUCCGUAUUUUUUUUGUUUAGUAUAGCAUGUCAUUGAAAAUGACAACACGUUUUCCUAAAAAUACAUUCCAAUAAUAUCUUCAAUAGUAGUAUACAGU
Molecule: messenger RNA, 1707 nt
Organism: Mytilus trossulus (common blue mussel)
Lineage: Eukaryota; Metazoa; Mollusca; Bivalvia; Mytilida; Mytilidae
Product: tumor necrosis factor ligand superfamily member 6-like
Exons: 4
Coding region: 227-1264 (345 amino acids)
Biological process (GO): immune response
Cellular component (GO): membrane
Molecular function (GO): tumor necrosis factor receptor binding
Source: RefSeq, a predicted model, not a curated record